CCCCUCCUCCCGCGGCUCCGGGGCCGGGCGACAAUGGAGGCUUCCGAGUCCGCGCGGGCUGUGAUGCCGGGCACCGCGGAGGACGAGGAGGAGACGAUCCUCUACGACUUGUUGGUCAACACCGAGUGGCCCCCGGAGACAGAAGUACAGCCUAGAGGCAACCGUAAACAUGGUGCAUCCUUCAUCAUCACAAAAGCAAUUAGAGACCACUUACUAUUUUUGCGCCAAUACAUCUGGUACAGCCCUGCACCCUUUUUGCUGCCUGAGGGACUGGUUCGCUUGGUUAACAAACAGACAAACUGGCAUUUGGUCCUUGCAAGCAAUGGAAAACUGUUGGCCGCUGUUCAAGAUCAGUGUGUGGAGAUCAGGUCUGCGAAAGAUGAUUUUACGUCUGUUAUUGGGAAAUGUCAAGUUCCCAAAGACCCGAAACCCCAGUGGAGACGUGUGGCGUGGAGUUACGACUGCACCCUGCUGGCCUACGCAGGAAGCUCGGGCACCGUGCGGGUGUUCGAUCUCAUGGGGAGUGAACUCUUCGUUAUUGCCCCGGUGUCCAGUUUGGCAGGGGAUUUGAGCUGCGCCAUUGCCGGGCUGAUAUUUCUAGAAUACAAAGCAAGUGCGCAGUGGUCUGCAGAACUCCUAGUCAUCAAUUACCGAGGAGAACUUAGAAGUUACCUUGUCAGCGGCGGGACCCACCAGAGCUACCAGGAGAGCCACUGUUUCAGCUUCAGCGGUCAUUACCCCCGUGGGGUCAGCACGGCCGUGUACCACCCUGGUCACCGGCUGUUACUGGUGGGCGGAUGUGCAUCUGCUGAAGGGGGCCCGUCGAGAGCCUCUCGCUGUGGCCUUUCUGCCUGGAGGGUGCUCUCGGGGUCCCCUCAUUACAAGCAGGUCACCCACGGUGGAGACGGCGCCACUGCGGUGCCGAAGACGCUGGGCUUAUUAAGGAUGCUAAGUGGGAAGCUUUACAGCCGUCCAGGACAAGAACAGGACGGGAUCUUUAAGAUGAGCCUCUCCCCGGACGGGACUCUCCUUGCAGCCAUUCACUUCUCAGGGCAACUGAGUGUGUGGGCCGUUCCAUCGCUGAAGCAGCAGGGGGAGUGGAGGCAAAACGAGCAGCCAGGGUAUGAUGACCUUAAUCCUGACUGGAGACUCUCCACUGAGAAGAGAAAAAAACUCAAAGCAGAUAAGGAGUCCUUCUACCCGCUGAUCGACGUGAAUUGGUGGGCGGGCAGCGCGGUGAUUCUGGCGCGCUGCUCUGGCGCUUUGACGGUCUCCUCCGUGAAAACUCUGAAGAACUUGCUGGGGAAAUCCUGCGAAUGGUUUGAGCCGUCACCUCAAGUCACUGCCACCCACGACGGGGGGUUUUUAAGUCUGGAGUGUGAGAUCAAACUCGCCCCCAAACGCUCUCGCUUGGAGACGAGGGGCGGGGAAGACGAGGAGGGAGAGGAGGACUCCGAUUCGGACCAGGACGUGUCCGCCAAGGCUCGCUACUUCGGCUACGUCAAGCGGGGCCUGUACCUGGUGACGGAGAUGGAGCGGUUCGCCCCGCCGCGGAAGCGCCCGCGGGCCGUCAGCAAGCACUACCGCCUCGUGAGUCUGCGCUCCACCACCCCGGAGGAGCUCUUCCAGAGGAAGAUUGAAAGUGAAGAGUACGAGGAGGCCUUGUCCCUGGCUCAGACCUACGGCCUGGACACGGACCUCGUGUAUCAGAGGCAGUGGAGGAAGUCAGCGGUCAGCAGUGCUUCGAUUCAGAAUUACCUGAGUAAAAUAAAGAAACGGUCCUGGGUUCUUCACGAGUGCUUGGAGAGAGUCCCCGAAACCGUGGAUGCCGCGAAAGAGCUGCUGCAGUAUGGCCUGCGGGGCACGGACCUGGAGGCGCUUGUAGCCAUAGGGGACGGAGCGGAUGACGGCAGGUUCGCGCUGCCUGGGGACGUGGACAUCGACGGCGUGCCCUACGAGGAGCUCUGCCCCGAGGACGAGCCUGCCCGGACCGCGAAGGCGAGCGAGCUCAGGAAGCGACAGGAGCUGCUUCGGUUAGUGGACUUCUCAAAGUUGACCCUGGAACAAAAGGAACUCUGCCGGUGUAGGCUGAAACUACUAACCUACCUGGAUCGGCUUGCCACGCACGAGGAAAUCCUAGGAGUGCGUCACGCACCCGAACAGAGGUUUGAUGCGGAAUUCUUCAAGAAGUUCAGAAAUCAGAAUAUUGUUCUCUCAGCAAGAACGUAUGCUCGGGAGAGUAACGUGCAAGCCCUGGAGAUCCUGUUCACCUACCACGGGCCAGACCUGCUCCCCCACCGCCUCGCGGUCCUCUCCAACUUCCCGGAGACCACCUCUCCGCACGAGUACGCCGCGCUGCUGCCCGAGGCCUGUUAUAGCGGCGAUUCCUUGAUGAUCAUUCCUUGGCACGAACGAAAACACCGCGACAAAGAUUGGUGCGAGGAGGCUGCAUGCAGAACGGUGGUUGAGCCGAGCCUCCCGGACGAAAGUGAAUUCCUGUACGCCGCGCAGCCCGAGCUGCUGAGGUACCAGACGCCCCAGCUCACAGUGGAGCAGGCGAUGGACUGGUACCAGGCCAGAGCGGAGGAGAUAGAGCACUGCGCUCGGCAGGUGGACUGCGCGCUGUCCCUUGUCCGACUGGGCAUGGAGCGGAGGAUCCCCGGCCUGCUGCUUCUGUGCGAUAAUUUGGUUACUCUGGAAACUCUGGUCUAUGAAGCCGGCGGUGACUUAACCCUGACCCUGAAAGAACUCCAGCAGAUGGAAGACAUUGAAAAACUAAGGUUACUGAUGAACAGUUGUUCGGAGGACAAGUACGUGACAAGCGCGUACCAGUGGAUGGUUCCCUUUCUUCACCGCUGUGAGAAACAGACCCCUGGUGUGGCGAGUGAGCUGUUGAAAGAGUAUUUGGUGACCUUAGCCAAGGAGGACUUAAAACUGCCCCUGAAGAUAUUCCAGCAUUCCAAACCGGAUCUGCAGCAAAAAAUUAUUCCUGACCAGGACCAGCUGAUGGCAGUAGCCCUGGAGUGCAUCUACAGCUGCGAACGGAGCGACCAGCUCUCUCUCUGCUAUGACAUACUAGAGUGUCUGCCGCAGAGGGGGUACGGUCAUAACACGGAGGUCACGACAGCUCUCCAUGACAUGGUGGACCAGCUGGAGCAGAUUCUCAGCGUGUCAGAGCUUUUGGAGAAACACGGACUGGAGAAGCCAGUUUCAUUUGUGAGAAACACUCGGUCCAGCUCCGAAGAGGCACACAAGCUGAUGGUCAGGUUGACCAGGCACACCGGUCGGAAGCGGCCCCCGGUCAGCGAGUCUCACUGGAGAACGCUGCUCCAGGACAUGCUGACUAUGCAGCAGAAUGUUUACACGUGCCUGGAGGCUGACGCUUGCUAUGAGAUAUUCGCAGAAAGCCUCCUGUGCUCCAGUCGCCUUGAAAACAUCCGCCUGGCGGGGCAGAUGAUGCACUGCCACGCGGGGCCCGACAGCCCGCCGGCGGGCGCCGCCCAGAAGGGGAGAGCCCCGUACAGGGUGCAGUACGAGAGGAGCACGGACUUGGUGCUGGCUGCCAGCCGCGAGUACUUCAAUUCUUCCACCAGCCUCACUGACAGCUGCAUGGACCUGGCCAGGUGCUGCUUACAGCUGAUAACAGACAGGCCCCCUGCCAUUCAGGAGGAGCUGGAUCUCAUCCAGGCCCUGGGAUACCUCGAGGAGUUUGGGGUCAAGAUCCUGCCUUUGCAAGUGCGGCUGUGCUCCGCCCGGGUGGGCCUCAUCGAGGAGUGCAUUCGCCAGGCUCCCACGUGCUACAAGCAAGCCGCCAAGCUGCUGGGCCUUGCUGAGCUGCUGAGGGUGGCUGGUGAAGACCCCGAUGAAAGGCGCGGACAGGUUCUGAUGCUUCUGGUCGAGCAAGCACUCCGUUUCCAUGACUACAAAGCAGCCAGUGUGCACUGUCGGGAGCUGAUGGCCGCAGGUUAUUCUAAAAGUUGGGAUGUUUGUAGCCAGUUGGGACAAUCAGAAGGGUACCAGGACCUGGCCACUCGGCAGGAGCUCAUGGCUUUUGCCCUGACGCAUUGCCCGCCCGGCAACAUCGAAGCCCUCUUGGCAGCCAGCAGCUCCCUGCAGACGGAGAUUCUUUAUCGAAGAGUGAAUUUCCAGAUCCACCGGGAGCCGGGGGACGGCGCCGGUGGGCCGCCCGCACUUGGUAAAGCGGCGCCGGAGGGUGAAGUCAGCGUCCCCGGCGGCGGCUCGGCGGACCUGCUCCAGUGGACCACCGCCACCACCAUGAAGGUCCUGUCCGACACCACGACCACCACCAAGGCGGUGCUGCAGGCGGUCAGCGACGGGCAGUGGUGGAAGAGGUCCCUGACCUACCUCCGGCCCCUGCAGGGGCGAGAAUUUGGUGACGCGCACCGAAUCGGAGCCACAGCCAACGAAGGUCUAGAAAAACAAGGCUGUCACCCUUUUUAUGAGUCUGUCAUCUCCAAUCCCUUUGUCACAGAGUCGGGAGUGACCUACAGCGCCUACCACCACGUCCCGGCCGAGAGCUUCGCGGAGGUCCUGCUGAGAACCGGGAAGCUGGCCGAGACGAAGACCGAAGGGGAGGAAGUGUUCCCCGCCACGGAAGUUCUCUUGCAGCUAGCAAGCGACGCUUUGCCAGAUGACAUGACCUUGGCCCUCGCGUAUCUCCUUGCCUUACCACAGGUGCUGGACGCCAACAAGUGCUUCGAGAAGCAGCCCUGCUCCGCGCUCUCGCUGCAGCUGGCCGCGUACUAUUACAGCCUGCAGAUCUACGCCCAGCUGGCCCCGUGCUUCAGCGCCCAGUGCCACCCUCUGUACAGGGCCGACCCUAAAGAGCUCAUCCUGAUGGUCACCCGCCACGUGAGCCGAUGUGGACAGGACGCCUGGCCCGAGGACGUCGCCUCCCUGACCAGGCAGCUAGGCUACUACAACGAGCGGCUGCUGGACCUCACGCAGGCGCAGGUGCUCCGGGGCCUGCGCAGGGGCGUGGACGUGCAGCGCUUUGCCUCGGACGAGCGGUACAAGAAGGAGACAGUCCUCGGUCUGGCGGAAACCCUUGAGGAAAACGUCUACAGCAUCGCUCUUUCUCUGGCGCAGCGUUGCGGGGUCUCCCAGUGGGAAGUUUUUAUGACCCAUUUGGAGUUCUUGUUCAGCGACAGUGGUUUGUCCACGGCAGAGAUUGAAAGUCGAGCCCAAGCCCUUCGUCUCUUUGAGACUUUGAAGACAGACCCCGAAGCCUUCCACAAGCACAUGGUCAAGUACAUUUACCCCACGAUCGGCGGCUUGGAUCACGAAAGGCUGCUGUAUUACUUCACUCUGCUGGAGAGCUGCGGCUCUGCAGAUUUUGGGAACUACGCCAUUAAACCGGAAACGCACAUCCGGCUGCUGAAGAAAUUGAAGGUAGUUGCAUCAGGCCUCGAUUACAAAAGGCUGACGGAGGACAACGCGGACCCGCUGGAGGCACUGGGGCCAGUCCUUACAAGUCAGAAUAUCCUGUCUAUUUCCAAGCUGGCUCCCAGAAUCCCCGGCCGGGACGGACGGAUGCUCUCCCCCAGCUCCCUGUACACCGUCUGGCUGCAGAAGCUGUUCUGGGCCGGAGACCCUCACCUCAUUAAACAAGUCCCGGAGUCCACGCCCGAGUGGCUGCACGCCUUCGAGGUCUGCGUGAAGUACUUCGAUCGCCUCCACCCCGGAGACCUCAUCACCGUGGUGGACGCGGUGACGUUUUCUCCCAAAGCCGUGACCAAGCUGCCUGUGGAGGCACGGAAGGAGAUGACCAGCAAGGCCAUUCAGACAGUCAAACAUUUUAUUGAGAAGCCAAGGAAAAGAAAUUCAGAAGACGACGUUCAGGAAGCUGGCGAUUCCAAAGUGACCUACGCAGACGCCCUGAGUCACCUGGAGACGUCCCUCGCUCACCUGGAGACCCUGAGCCAUAGCUUCAUCCUUUCCCUGAAAGACAGCGAGCAGGAAAUACUGCGGAAAUACAGUAACCUCUAUGAUCUGUCCCGGUCAGACAAAGGGAAAAUUCGAGAUCAAGCCGUGGCCAUGUGUUUGGACGGUCAGCCUCUCGGGAUGAUCCAGCAGCUGCUGGAGGUGGCCGUGGGCCCCCUGGACCUCUCGCCUAAGGACGUAGUGCAGAGCGCAGUCACGAAAGUCGUUUCUGCGUUGAGUGGAGGCGGCGCUGACCUUGGUGGGCCACGGGACCCGCUCCAGGUGCUGGAAGGGGUGGUUGCAGCCGUCCACGCCAGCGUGGACAAGGGAGAGGAGCUGGUCUCCCCCGAGGACCUGCUGGCAUGGCUGCGCCCCUUCUGUGCUGACGACGCGCAGCCCGUGCGGCCCCGCGUGCACGUGCUGCAGAUGUUGGGACAGUCGUUCCACCUGACGGAGGAGGACGGCAAGCUCCUCAUGUUCUUCCGGACGGAAGCCAUUCUCAAAGCCACUUGGCCCCAGAGGCAGGUGGCCGCGACUGACGUGGAGAACGAAGAGAACCGCUACUCGCUCUUCACCGAGCUGCUGGAGUCCAGCCACCGGGAGGCCGAGUUUCAGCACUUGGUUCUGCUCCUGCAAGCGUGGCCGCCUAUGAGUCGUGAAUACGUGACGAGCGUGACCAAAAACCCCUGGGCGAGACUUGCAGCGGGGAUGCUGACCCGGUGCACGGGGGAGCCCAGGGCCGGCCUGGGGAGCGAAGUUCUGGGACUCUGCCGCUCUCUGUACGGCACCAGUCAGAGGCUCCCGGCCGAGUGCCUAAAGGAGCUGUGCGCGCUGCUGCGGAGCCAGGCCCUGCUGCUGCCGGCCCUGAAGCUGCUCCUGGAGAGCCCGGACGCGAGUCUGCACGCGCUGGCCCUGGAGCACCUCGCCGCGGCCGACAAGGUGAAUGACUCCAACUGUGACCAAGAGCUUCUCUCCCUGCUCCUGGACGCCAAGCUGUUGGUGCAGUGCGUCUCCACUCCCUUCUACCCGCGCGUCAUCGAGCACCUGUUGGCCAGCCCUGAGCAAGGGCGCUGGGACGCAGAGGAGCUGGCCAGACACCUGCGGGAGGCCGGCCACGAAGUCGAGGCUGGGUCACUGCUUCUGGCCGCGAGGGGGACGCACCGGGGCCUGAGGACGUUCAGCGCGGCCCUCCAGGCGAGCCAGCACUGGGUGUGAACAGGCCGGUCGUGCCCGGUGUCCCACGCCCGCUUGGUGGACGGGAGCGCCCAGAGCAGAGUGCUGGUCCCAGAAGCCGCGCCUGCACCUGGGGAUUGUUCUCAGUGGUCCCAGCAAACUGCAAUAAAGAUGCACAUUGAUGAUGA
Messenger RNA from Phyllostomus hastatus (greater spear-nosed bat), 7304 nucleotides. RefSeq names its product NBAS subunit of NRZ tethering complex (gene NBAS). The record is from RefSeq and is a predicted model, not a curated record. The transcript is spliced from 52 exons. Gene Ontology annotation, cellular component: Dsl1/NZR complex; endoplasmic reticulum membrane. Bases 34 to 7158 code for a protein of 2374 amino acids. Gene Ontology annotation, biological process: retrograde vesicle-mediated transport, Golgi to endoplasmic reticulum. Lineage: Eukaryota; Metazoa; Chordata; Mammalia; Chiroptera; Phyllostomidae. Gene Ontology annotation, molecular function: SNARE binding.